ACUAUUGUAGUUUCCCGCCAAAGUCGCCCCAGCUGAAUCUCGAGAGCGUGUUGAAGCGUUGCGUUGCUCUAUUUUAGUGAAUUUUUUAUCUAAACUUUCUACUUUAUCCACAAACUUUUGAGCAGGUGGAAUAUGUCGGAACGAGCAAGUUCUCCUUCAGGAAUGGCAACUUCUCCAGUUGCUACAACCCCUGGAGCUGCCGUAACCCCAACCCCCACGACCCCUACCGCCACUCCCCGACGGUAUCGCGUUGACCCCACCACCUCUCCUCCUGGGCAUGACCUGCCUCCCUUCGAGGAUGAGAGUGAGCUGGUGGGAGGUGUUGGGGCUGUUCAAGAUGAGGAGGAGGAAGAUGGAGAGGAACUCUUCGGAGACAACAUGGAAAAUGACUACCGUCAUAUUCCUGAGCUGGACCAGUAUGAUGCGGACCAACUAGACGACAACAGCAGCUUGUCCGAGCUUGACCCUGAGGCCAGACGUAACGCUGAGGCUGAACUCAGACGGCGAGACCAGGAGGAGGGACGUGGACUGGGCCGCAUGAGGCGUGGGCUGCUGUAUGAGGACGAAAGUUCGGAUGAAGAAGAUGGCAGGCCAGCACGCAAGAGACGUCUUGCUGAGCGUGCUGCUGAGGGAGAUGCUGGGCAGGAUGAAGAGAUGAUAGAGAGCAUUGAAAACCUUGAGGACCUGAAAGGACACAGCGUGCGUGAGUGGGUGACGCUGCUGGGGCCGCGCACUGAGAUCUACAAUCGCUUCAAGAACUUCCUCAGAACUUUUGUCAGUGACAAGCGUGGAGAGAACUUGUAUAAAGACAAGAUCAGGGCCAUGUGUUAUGAAAACAAGUCAUCAUUUGAGGUUGACUACAACAUCCUGGCCUCUGAGGAGCAGGUGCUUGCGUAUUUCCUCCCUGAAGCGCCCACUGAGAUGCUGGAGAUCUUUGACGCGGCUGCCAAAGACGUGACGCUGUCUAUGUUCCCUCAGUACGAGCGCAUAACCAAAGACAUCCACGUGCGCAUCUCUGACCUGCCGCUCAUUGAAGAGCUGCGAUCUCUCCGACAACUGCACCUGAACCAGCUCAUCCGCACCUCCGGAGUGGUAACUUCAACCACAGGCAUCCUGCCUCAGCUGAGCAUCAUCAAGUAUGACUGCGACAAAUGCUCCUACGUGCUGGGGCCUUUUGUGCAGAACCAGACCACCGAGGUGAAGCCUGGGUCUUGUCCAGAGUGCCAGAGCAAAGGACCCUUCACCAUCAACAUGGAACAGACUGUCUACCAGAACUACCAGCGUAUCACCAUUCAAGAGAGUCCUGGCAAGAUAUCAGCAGGCAGGUUGCCACGUUCAAAGGACGUGAUCUUGCUGGGAGAUCUGUGCAACCAGAUCAAGCCUGGCGACGAGAUCGAAGUGACAGGCGUGUACACCAACAACUACGACACCUCCCUCAAUACCAGCCAGGGCUUCCCGGUCUUCGCCACUGUCAUCAUGGCUAAUCACAUUCUUAAGAAGGACAACGCCAAUGCCAUCAAAGCCCUGACUGAUGAAGACAUCAAGGCAAUCGUCGCCUUGAGUAAAGAUGAACGCAUUGCGGAACGCAUCGUAGCCUCCAUAGCGCCCUCGAUCUACGGCCACGAGGACAUCAAAAGAGCCAUUGCCUUGUCCCUGUUUGGAGGGGAGGCCAAGAACCCUGGGCAGAAACAUAAAGUGAGGGGAGACAUCAACGUGCUCGCCUGCGGUGACCCUGGCACUGCCAAGUCUCAGUUCCUGAAAUACGUUGAGAAGAUCGCACCUCGCGCUAUAUUUACCACGGGUCAAGGGGCAAGUGCGGUGGGCUUGACUGCAUAUGUGCAGAAGUCGCCGGUGACACGGGAGUGGACGCUGGAGGCUGGAGCGCUGGUGCUGGCUGACAAGGGCGUCUGUCUCAUAGAUGAGUUCGAUAAAAUGAACGAGUCUGACCGUACGAGUAUUCACGAAGCGAUGGAGCAGCAGAGCAUCAGCAUCAGCAAAGCCGGAAUUGUGACGUCACUGCAAGCGAGAUGCGCUAUCAUCGCGGCCGCUAACCCUAUAGGAGGCCGUUACGAUCCUUCCCUCACGUUCGCCGAGAACGUUGACCUCACGGAACCCAUCCUGUCGCGUUUUGAUGUGCUGUGUGUCGUCAGAGACACCGUUGAUCCCGUCGUUGAUGAUCAUCUUGCCAGAUUUGUGGUGGCGUCGCAUAUGAAACAUCAUCCUUCUGCUGCUGGCGGCCCUGGAGAGGCCAUCACUCUACCAGACUCUGGCACAGGACUGGCUGGGGUUGAACAAAUCCCUCAAGAAAUGCUUCGUAAAUACCUAGUAUACUCGCGCGAAAAAGUCCACCCGAAAUUACACCAAAUGGACAAAGAUAAGGUGGCUAAAAUGUACUCCGAGUUACGACGUGAAAGUAUGGCUACCGGAUCGAUCCCCAUCACUGUACGUCACAUUGAAUCAAUGAUACGCAUGGCUGAAGCGCAUGCACGUAUGCACAUCAGAGAAUAUGUUACAGAUGAUGACGUAAAUAUGGCUAUUCGCGUCAUGCUCGAGAGCUUCAUUGACACUCAGAAAUUCUCCGUGAUGAGAACCAUGAAGAAAAACUUUGCUCGGUAUCUAUCUUUCAAGAAGGACAAUAAUGAACUCUUGAUUUUCCUUCUGCGACAAUUGCUGCACGAACAAACCGCGUAUCUACGUAGCAGAUACGGGAGUGUUGAUCACGAACCUGCUACCGUCACUGAAAAGGAGCUACUUGAUAGGGCCCGGCAAAUCAACAUCCACAACCUGCAACCGUUCUUUGAGAGCGCCAUCUUCCGGUCUAACAACUACAUUCACGACGCCCAACGCAAAGUUAUCAUGCAAACUGUGUAACAGGUACAACUGGAAUUAUUUGUACUACCCGAAUGUAAUUUAGGUCAGAAUCACUCGAAUUGUGCGAAUCAAUUUUGCAAAUAGUGCAAAGCGACGCUCGUGGGCAAGAACAUGGCAGUAACAUAUAGGACGGAAACAUGCCUUCAAUGAAAGUAAUGAAGAACGAAAAAAUGUAUUCCAUAGGCGGAAUUCAUUCAAUUAUAAAAUGUACAAGUUUCAGAGACGAUACUAUUAUUUGAUACCGAGUAAAUUCGAAAAGUUUCAACGGAUUGAGGUUAUGAUACAAGUGGAUAAAAUAACAAUUGCCACAAUGCCCGGUAGUAUGGUCAAAGGUGUAAUCUCCAGUUCCAUAAAAUUCAUUGGAACGAUUCCAUUACGAUUUUUUUCCUUAUUUGGUGAAGUCAGCGAGCAAAUUUAACAAUAAUGAUUUUCUCAACAUUUUCAUUUCGUCAUCUAGAAUACUGAAUGCAAGAGAACUGUGACAAUCAUCGACAGUUUCACUCAUGAGUUUUCAAAAAAAUUUCAUGAUGCGUGUACAAACCUUAGCAAUACGGGAACUAUUACUAAACUACUGUUAAUUUCACGCAUUUUGAAUAAAUUUAUAAGAACAGUUAUAGCUAUAACAACUUAGAACUUGAAUAAAGGAAAAUAUAUUUGA
This is a messenger RNA of Hyalella azteca, 3529 nucleotides long. It is a transcript of the gene Mcm2, whose product is annotated as DNA replication licensing factor mcm2. Gene Ontology annotation, biological process: double-strand break repair via break-induced replication; mitotic DNA replication initiation; DNA replication. The record is from RefSeq and is a predicted model, not a curated record. Gene Ontology annotation, molecular function: single-stranded DNA helicase activity; ATP binding; single-stranded DNA binding. The coding region runs from base 133 to 2871 and encodes 912 amino acids. The transcript has 13 exons. Lineage: Eukaryota; Metazoa; Arthropoda; Malacostraca; Amphipoda; Hyalellidae. Gene Ontology annotation, cellular component: MCM complex; nucleus.